GUGGGAAGAAGAAGGCAUGGGAGGAUGAAGCGGUACGAAUCGCGGUGAAAGCCCAGGCCUACACAGCGAAGGCUCUUCGAGCCAUGGGCUCUCGCCAAGUCCCGCACUUGGUGACGAAAUGGUUUGGGGCAAAUGACGAUUUCACUCGCUCCGAAGUCUUGGGUAUUUUGAAUGGCGUCCACCGCCUGCUGAGCAAUGUGGACUACGUUUUCCCUGGGGAGGAUUGCACUCCCAGUACCUACGCGUAUGUUUAUCCAUCUCCGCCGUGGAACAAAAACAUGCGUGGUCGCUAUGUCUUCCACUUGUGUGACCUCUACAUGAACACCAUCGAGGGUGACAAGAUCGAGACUCUCACGCACGAGGCCUCGCACCACGAAACCAUGUAUACCGAUGAUGUUUGUGCAAAGGGCAAAGAAGAGGAUGGCAGUUGCAAAGAUGGCAAGGUGGCAUAUGGACGCUGGACCUGCGAAAAGCUGGCGAGGGAGUAUCCGGAGGAAGCCGUGAAGAACGCCGACAGCUAUUGCUUCUUCAUCAAUGAUGUUGCGCUCAAGCCCUGA
Symbiodinium necroappetens is the source of this 557-nucleotide messenger RNA. The record is from the annotation of a GenBank genome assembly. Lineage: Eukaryota; Dinophyceae; Suessiales; Symbiodiniaceae.